AUGACCUGUGUGGGUGAGCGCACGGCUCUGGUGGAGGAGGCUUGUGAGAAGAAGAAGCGACAGGCGUUACUAAGUUCAGUGCAGAUCACAUUUGAAGAGGGUCCUCAGUUACCACCAGCUGGGUGUAUAAGUCACGUGACGUGCGAGGGACAGUCGGAUCACAGCAUGGUGCUAUCCUGCCAUCUGUCAGCUGAAGCUGUGAAAUUCCCUGUCUCUGUUACUCAGCAGUCCCCAGUUGCUGUUUCUGUGGACACCUAUCAUGUCACUCUGGCUGUGCUGCAGGCUCAGGUGGAGAUCCACUUGGAGGAGAUACAGAACGAAGGUCUCCUGGUGUCGUGGACCUUCAAGGACAGACCAGACUUGAACCUUUCGGUUCUUCCGAGACUUCAACUUCGCGAGAAGAAUGAAGGGAGAGCGGAUCUGUCCACCAUAAAGGAUCUGAUCGAGGAUACCAUUGUCAGCACGCAGCCAGCCAUGAUGGUGAAUCUGAAGGCCUGCACCGCUGGAGCCGGUGCGGUACCCAUCAAUAAGUUGACUCGAGAGUCCCCGUCCGGAGUAGCAGCAGCCCCUCUGGGUUCUAAGCUGUUGCUCCGGAAUCUUCGAGUGCUGAACUUGGGCUGCCAGGGGAAGGGAGGAGUCGGGGAGAUACACUGCGUGGCAGGGCUAGACAGCCCACCCCAGCAGAAGCAGACGAGGCCGGUGACAGCUGGCAGUGCCGGCGCUGCAGCAGAGAUGGAGUGGAAUGAGGAGCUCUUUCUGGAGUUGGGACCUAGAAGUAAAGAGCUGAAGCUGCAGGUGCUGGGGAACAGUGACGGAGGGGGAAAUGUGCUGCUGGCACAUGCCACGCUUUUGCUUGAUUCUUUGGGCAAACAGCCAUCUGGGAGACAGGUCUGCUCGCUGGCCCCAGCAGCUGGGCAGUCACUGGCAGCUGAAGCUACCAUUAUAUUGGAGCUGCUAUUCCAGGAGUCUCCUGCAUCUUUGAAUGCUCAGCAUGCCACAUCUCUGCGAACCAGCAUCACUCCCACUAAGAAGGUGGAGAUGGACCGGACCAUCAUGCCCGAUGGCACCAUCGUGACUACUGUCACCACGAUUCAGUCCCGGCCCAAGGCAGACUGCAAACUGGAUUCACCAUCAAGGUCGCCUUCCAAGGUGGAAGUGACUGAAAAGAAGACAACAGUGCUUUUGGAGAGCAGCUGCCCUCGCAGCCCCUUGCCCAGCGGUAGCCGGGAUAGCCAUAUGCCCAAUGGCUUGGAUCCGGUGGCCGAGACGGCGAUCAGGCAGCUAACCGAGACGAAUAACAAGCCCGUCAAGAAGACCCCAACAAAACGUAGCACGCUGAUCAUCUCGGGAGUUUCCAAGGUACCUAUCGCUCAAGAUGAAAUGGCACUUUCUCUGGGUUAUGCCGCAUCCCUGGAGGCCACGUCAUAUGGGGAUUCUGCGGCGGAGGGCACAGCUGACCAGAUGCACGAUUCUACUGAAUCGUCACAGCUGCUGGAAGCGUCGCCGUCAGGACAAAGGGCCAGUCAGGAGCUGGAUGAGACAACGCGAUCGGACAUCUCUGAGAGACCGUCGGUAGAAGAUGUUGAGUCUGAAACCGGCUCCACGGGAGCCCUUGAGACCAGGAGCUUGAAAGAUCACAAAGUUAGUUUUCUUCGGAGUGGUACCAAGCUCAUCUUCCGGAGAAGGAGCAAGCAGAAGGAAGCAGGCCUGAGCCAGUCGCACGAUGACUUGUCCAACGUCACCGCCAACUCCGUUGCCAGGAAGAAAGCCGGCAGCUUCUCCCGCCGCCUCAUCAAGCGCUUCUCCUUCAAGUCUAAAUCCAAACCCAAAACUAGCGACGGCACAACAGCAGGUGAGAACUGA
Messenger RNA from Nipponia nippon (crested ibis), 1863 nucleotides. The record is from RefSeq and is a predicted model, not a curated record. Lineage: Eukaryota; Metazoa; Chordata; Aves; Pelecaniformes; Threskiornithidae.